AUGAAAAAAACAAGAGGAAGAAAGAGAAAAGCAGAUGAUGCUGAAUCCAAUUCGAUCAUUAAUCCUUUCCCAAAUGAGAUCAGUUUAGACAUACUCUCCAGAUUACCUUUCGAUUCAGUCUUAGAUUCCAAAUUGGUAUCUAAAUCAUGGUGUAAAACUAUUCAAAACCCUUCCUUUGCCCAGACUCACUUUCGCCGGCAACAACUUGACGGUCGUCAUUCUGAUACAAAGGUCAGUUUUCUGUUCUCAACUAUAGAGGAAAAAAGUAGACUUUAUUAUGGAGAGUAUGAUGAGAAUCGAAAAAAACCAUGCAUGCAACUUAAAACUGUUAAUUUUCCUCGCAUUGAAAAGCGUUUUGGUACAAAUGCAAUGGUUGGUUCUUGUAAUGGUUUAGUUUGUUUCACUGUAUCUUUCACACACAAUAUUGAUGAUCCGAUCUACAUCUGUAAUCCCUGCAUUGGAGAACUAGUUAAACUUCCAAGACUCACGGUGAUGGCUAGAAACAAGAACAAUGUUGAGUUUAAGAAAACAACUUAUUUGGAUGGUAGUAUUGUGAGUGGGUUUGGAUAUAAUCCUGUCACUGAUGAAUACAAAGUUGUUAGGAUCUACUAUGCCGACCCGCGCCGGAGUUUAGAUCCACCCAAGGGUCAAGUUCAGCGUUAUAAGUAUUCACGCACUGUACUUGCAAGUGUUGAGCUUUUGUCAAAUAAGAAAACUGCAAUUUACAUUCCAUCUCGGGGUAUACUCGCAAAUGGUGCUCUUUAUUGGCUGGAUGAAGCAUGGAAUGUUGUAUCCUUCGAUUUAGCAGAUGAGAGGUUCAGUUUGCUCCCAUCACCACCUUGUUUUCUCCCUGGUGAGAAAAACUUUUAUACACUGCAAGUUUUGGGAGGGUGUUUAUGUGUUGUUAAUGCCCAUGAUGGUGAAAGUCUUGACAUAUGGUCAUUCAAGAAGGAUAAUAGUGAAUGGGCAAAUAUGUUUAGCUUAUCAUGUCGGUCAAGUGGGUUCAUCGAUGUGUAUUGGCUAAUUUCCCUCACAUUGAGUGGUAAACUUCUGCUGCGGUCUAACUAUAAGACUCUCGUCUGUUAUGAUCCCCAAACUAAAAAAAUUAAAGAACUUGUGGAUCUUGACACAGAUAGGCUAUUGGAACCAUUAAUUUAUUCCUUGACUGAGUCAAUACCGCACGUCAACAGCAUUGUUUCAUUGAAAGCUCUUGGAGAGAAGACUAAGAAAACAGCGAGAGCAAUAGAUGUUGAUGAUUAUGAUCCAGACAGCGAUUGA
Messenger RNA from Papaver somniferum (opium poppy), 1278 nucleotides. Its product is annotated as F-box protein At3g07870-like. The record is from RefSeq and is a predicted model, not a curated record. The coding region runs from base 1 to 1278 and encodes 425 amino acids. Lineage: Eukaryota; Viridiplantae; Streptophyta; Magnoliopsida; Ranunculales; Papaveraceae. Gene Ontology annotation, molecular function: protein binding. The transcript is spliced from 2 exons.